AUGGAGUCCAUAUCCAGUUCAGCAUCCCUCACAACGCCUAUAUUCCAAUGCUUUGAUCCUUCUAACGGCUAUAAUUCGUCGCUUUCUAGCCCCAGGCAUUUCUAUUACUCUUCCACCUCUCCAAAAUUCCAUUCCUCCGCCGCCACCUCCACGGUGGAUUCCGCCUCUCUCCUCCCCAAGAUCGUGACCGGAGAUGCUGGCUACGUCUUCGAAGAUGUUCCUCACCUAUCUGAUUACAUCCCUCACCUCCCCACUUAUCCUGACCCGUUACAAGAUAUUCCUUCUUAUUCAGCUGUAAAGCAGCAUUUUGUAAAUGAGGAAGACACUGUUGCGGAACAGAUAAUUGCACAGAAGAACAGUCCAAGAGGGGUUCACUUUCGGCGAGCUGGACCUAGUCAGAAGGUUUGCUUUCAAUCAGAGGAAACAUAUGCUUGUGUGGUGACAUGUGGAGGCCUGUGUCCCGGUCUCAACACAGUCAUCAGAGAAAUAGUCUGCGGCUUAUACGACAUGUAUGGGGUCCACAAAGUUGUCGGAAUAGAAGGAGGAUACAGAGGAUUUUAUUCUCGAAACAUGAUUCCAUUAACCCCAAAGGUUGUGAACAACAUACACAAACGUGGGGGAACCAUCCUAGGCACUUCCCGUGGAGGCAACGAUACUUGCAAGAUUGUUGACAGCAUUCAGGAUCGGGGGAUUAAUCAGGUUUACAUCAUUGGAGGGGAUGGGACUCAGAAAGGGGCUGCUCUGAUAUUUGAGGAAAUUAGACGACGUGGCCUGAAAAUUGCAGUGGUGGGAAUUCCAAAAACCAUUGAUAAUGAUAUCCCGGUUAUAGACAAGUCAUUUGGUUUUGAUACUGCUGUUGAGGAGGCACAACGAGCUAUUAAUGCUGCUCAUGUGGAAGCAGAAAGCAUUGAGAAUGGCAUUGGUGUUGUCAAGUUAAUGGGACGUUACAGCGGAUUUAUAGCGAUGAAUGCUACUCUUGCAAGCAGAGAUGUGGACUGUUGUUUGAUUCCAGAGUCGCCAUUUUUCCUGGAGGGUCCUGGAGGACUGUUUGAUUUCAUAGAGAAAAGGCUCAAAGAAAAUGGUCACAUGGUUAUAGUAGUUGCCGAAGGUGCAGGCCAAGACCUAAUUUCUCAGAGUCUAUCUACAAUGAACCAGCAGGAUGCCUCUGGAAACAGGCUGCUCCAAGAUGUCGGUCUCUGGUUAUCUCAGAAAAUUAAGGAUCACUUCAAGAAAAGUCAAAAAAUGGCAAUGACUCUGAAGUACAUUGAUCCAACAUACAUGAUCCGUGCUGUUCCAAGCAACGCAUCUGAUAAUAUAUACUGUACCCUCCUUGCUCACAGUGCCGUUCAUGGCGCAAUGGCAGGAUACACAGGCUUCACAGUUGGCCCCCUUCAUGGUAGACAUGCUUAUAUUCCAUUCCAUAGGAUAAUCAAAGGACAAAAGAGGGUUGUGAUAACCGACCGGAUGUGGGCAAGGCUACUAUCCUCUACCAACCAACCAAGCUUCAUAAAACCUUGCAGCAUCAAUGGGGAAAUAGAAAAAGGAACAGAAAAACAAGCACCAAAUGGGAAGAAUCAUGUAGAAAUCAUUGCGGCUAAAUCUGCUGAAUAG
Molecule: messenger RNA, 1611 nt
Organism: Neltuma alba
Lineage: Eukaryota; Viridiplantae; Streptophyta; Magnoliopsida; Fabales; Fabaceae
Product: ATP-dependent 6-phosphofructokinase 6-like
Exons: 13
Coding region: 1-1611 (536 amino acids)
Biological process (GO): fructose 6-phosphate metabolic process; glycolytic process
Molecular function (GO): ATP binding; 6-phosphofructokinase activity
Source: RefSeq, a predicted model, not a curated record